This is a messenger RNA of Agelaius phoeniceus (red-winged blackbird), 3785 nucleotides long. RefSeq names its product Ras association domain family member 5 (gene RASSF5). NCBI's taxonomy places the organism in Eukaryota, Metazoa, Chordata, Aves, Passeriformes, Icteridae. Gene Ontology annotation, biological process: signal transduction. Gene Ontology annotation, cellular component: nucleus. The record is from RefSeq and is a predicted model, not a curated record.
AUGGCAUCGCCGGCCGUGGGGCCGUGCCCCCGCCCGCUGCCGCCCCCCGUGCCCGGCUCCAUGCGCCGCCGCCCGCCGGGCCCCGCCGCGACCCCCGCCCGUCCCGAGGGGAGCCCCGGCGGGGCCAGGGCUGCGCGGCGGCUGCGGCGGCGCGGGGGAGCCCCGCGGCUGCUGCCCGACGUGCGGAGCAUCUUCGGGGCGCCGGAGAGCCCCCCCGAGCGCGGCCGCGGGCACCGCUUCGCCCCGCGCCUGCCGCGCCGGGGAUGGUGCGACCUGUGCGGGGAGGCGGUGCGGGAGCGCGCCCUGCGCUGCGACUACUGCAGGUACACGUGUCACCAGGAGUGCCGCAGCCUCAUCCAGCUGGAUUGUCGCCAGCCAGGCCAGUGCCAGAGCCAGCUGUCCCCAGAGAGCACCCUCGGGGUGCCACCCUGCAGCCAGAAUGUGACACAAACCGUAGAAGAAGAAAAACCCGAGCCUCCAACCGUCCAGGAGAUCAAACAGAAGAUUGAAAAGUACAAUGCAAAGGUCACCAACUGCCUGCUGAUGAAACUGAACGAUGAUGGGACCUACACAGGGUUCAUCAAGGUGCACCUGAAGCUGCGGCGGCCGGUGACGGUGCCGGCCGGGAUCCGGCCCCAGUCCAUCUACGAUGCCCUCAAGGAGGUGAACCUGGCUGAGAUGACAGACAAGAGGACCUCCUUCUACCUGCCCCUGGAUGCCAUCAAGCAGCUGCACAUCAGCAGCACCACCACGGUGAGCGAGGUGAUCCAGGGGCUGCUGAAGAAGUUCAUGGUGGUGGAUAACCCCCAGAAGUUUGCACUUUUCAAGGAGAUGAGGAAAGAUGGGCAAGUGCUCUUCCAGAAGCUUCCUCCCACCGAGUACCCCCUGUACCUGCGGCUGCUGGCGGGCCCUGACACCGACGCGCUGAGCUUUGUGCUGAAGGAAAACGAAACAGGGGAAGUUGAGUGGGACGCCUUCUCCAUCCCGGAGCUGCAGAACUUCCUGAUGAUCCUGGACAAAGAGGAGAAGGACAAAAUCCAGCAAGUGCACAAGAAGUAUGAGAGGUUCAAACAGAGACUGCAACAGACCCUGAAAGAGGCCAGAGGCAAACCUGGAUAACCUUCAGGAGGCACUGGGCAUCAGACUAAGAUAGAGACUGUUUUUAAUGAAAAGACUUCUCAGGACACCUUAGUAGUCAUUCUCCCUCUUCAACCUUCCUUAAGGACUGGCUCCCAGCACCCCUAAAAUGAUCCUAUUGCAUUUUCUUCUUCUGAAACCUCUUCUCCCAGGACCAGAGCCAGUCCAAGAACGGGAAGCCUGUUUAUAAAACAGCUUCAACAAAGCAAACACAGCUGCUGGUUGGAUUUCCAGCCGUGCCAUCCUCUGGAGAGGCUGCGUGGAAAAUCCUCAGUGUGACACCCAACAGGACCCCUGUGCUGGCUGAAGUUUGGAGCAGGGCAGCUCUUGCUCUUCCUGCUCCUCCCAGCGAGCUGCUUGUUCCUGUUUGGAGGUGCUGUGGCCCACAGUGCCCUCAUGGCCCAGUUCUGGUUUCGUAAGGAGAGCACAGGAAAAGGGGAGGAGGUUGUUGCACCAAACCACGUGGGUGUUGCAGCUCUAGCCAAGCCCUGGACUUGUUCAGGGCUAAGGCAGCCAGGGAAAUGCCAGGUUAGGACACCAAGGCAGCUGCAACACCCCAACAGUCUGUUAGUAAAUAUUAUUGCAACUUGGUAAUAGUAAUUCCCAGGAAAAUCAUUCAUUUUGAUUCUAUUUGACUUCUAAUUUUGGAAAGAGCUGAAUUACAGUAACUGUCCCUGAUGCUUAGCCAAGUUAGCCAGGGUUUCACCAGUUCUCUACUCUGUAGGAAUUGGGACCUAUGUUCCCAGAAAUUCUGUUUGAAAAGUGUAAAGGUGAUGGUUGGGGCACAGGCUGUGGGUUCAGUGUUGAAGGUUUAGCAAUAUAUGUCCAUCAGAGGAACCCAGGAAAGCUCAAAACCCCUUCACAAAUCAGAUUUUGAGCUGUGAGUGUGCCUGGCCCCGAGGGAGAGGAGCCCCAUCCAGGGCUGGGGUGUGGAGGUGGCACCAAGGAAGGGAAUUCCUGUCCUUGGAUGCUUUCUGCUCGCCUCACCUGGGCUUCCUCCUGCUCCUGCUGUCCCAGCCCUGCUGUCCCUGUGCCCUGUUCUCCCUCCCCACUCUCAACUGGUGCUGUCCUGCAUGUCCAGGAGGCUUCCCAGGAUUUGCUCUCUCCGUGGAGCCAGGAGAGGACAGCAAGUCUCUCUCUGCCUGUCUCAGGGCUGCCACCACACCAUGCUGAGCAUCCCUCAGCAAAGUCCUCGAGCUGCAGGCUGGGUCCCUGCCCUCCCUCCUGCUGCUGAGGCCGUGCAGGGGUCACUGCUGGGCUGCAAUGAUCCUGGGGGAGAGGAUGGGCCCCGUGUUUACCCUCAGUGCUCCAUACCGAGCACGCUGCACACAGCCAGGGCCAGCCCUCCCUCUGUUCACAGCCCAGGGAACGGGGAAUGUCAGUGCUGGAUUGGGAUGGAGCAGGGACGGGGUUGGUGUGGGCUCAUGGAGCUCACUGUGGCUGCUGGGAGGCAGCCAGUUAUUGGGGAAUAGGGAGGAGUUCAAAUUUACCUCAGUGCCUUUUUUUUCCCUUAAGUGUGAAAACCUUGCAUUUGGGCUAAGGAGGAAGCCGUGCAGAGCCUUGUCCCUCCUGUCCCCACAGCACUGGUGUGACGAGACCCUCGUGUCUGGGGAGGGAUGAGGAACUGCUUUGUUUCUUUCUGGAAGGUGAUUGCUUGGGAUUAUUAUUUUUUUUUUCCAGAUUUUGUUUCUAAACCUUAAGAGAGUAACUGCAUUACUUGGUGUGAAAGCCGCUUUCUGCCGAGCUCAGUUGCAGCUCCUGUUGUGGUCAGCAGUGAGGGUUUGUUUGCUCGCAGGGCUCUCUCUGGUGCAGAGGAGCCUCCAGCUGUACUGUACUCUACACCCAACGACCUUUAACACCCGCCGUGCUCUGGGGCUGUUUGUCCAGCCACAGGCAGACUUAGCACUUCACUGUUCACUGGUGGAGUCAUUGAAAUGCCGUUUAUCUGGUGCUUUGAGCCUUGAGAGCACCGUAUAAAUACUUCAGUUCCACCGUGGGGAAGAGCGCUGUAGAAACUGCCGGUGGCUCUCAGAGGGAAGAGCCACACGCUUGGUUUGAAAUCCCUUUUCUUUCUGGCUGAAAGUUGUGCAGGUUUAGUUCUAGUUUUAUUUUUAUGUUGGUGUCCCCUGUCCCUUCCUGGCCCCAGCAUGUCUUUGACAGUUUGUAGAAGGCAUGGCUUCGUAUGCAAUCACUGUGGAUGCUGCUGAAAACCUCCUGCACCAGCAGGGCUCGUUCUUUUGGGUUUUUUUUGGUUUUUUUUCAAUAUGAGGGGCAUUUGAGGAAUUGGUAGGUGUGGAAACUCAAAUUCUCAAGGGUCAGUUGAGCUGGUUUUAGGAGUAUUUGCCCCUUCUUUAAGCGCAAAUCCUGUUGGCAGUGCCUUUGGUUAGCAAUUGUCUCGUGUAAGUUUAUUUUCCAUGGCUACUGUAAAACCUGUAAAAUAAUGUGUAUAGGAUGGAAUAGUAGAGCUUCUAUGGCAAAGUGAAAUGCAUUUUUGCAAUGCUGUAAUUUAUUUUUACUACUCCCUAGUGAUUCUAUGGCAUUUUUACAAAAUGUCUCACUCUCAACUUUUUUUGAAGGUUCUGGAACUAUUUGUUCAUACGCAGACAGUGUAAGAGAAAUGAGAAUAAAGCUGUCAGUAAUUAAAGAAA